AUGCAGGAAAAUCCACAGCUGCACCAAAAUGUAGUUCACAAAUUACAGAAAAUGCUCCAUCAGUUUAAUCCUUUUGUAAUUAGGUUCAAGCAACUUUCAAUACUUCCAAAUAUCAGUGAAUGUAGCCUCAUACUUAAAGAGCGUCCACGUAAUCACCAUCAAUACAAUCUUCCAAUUGUUGAACAAGUUGCGGCAAUUAUUGUUGGAUGUGAUGCAGAUUCUAUGGAUUAUGGAAGGGAUAUUAAUGUCAUUCGUUGUGAUGGAAAUCUCAAGAAAGUUCAAGAGACAAAAGGAUAUUAUGAUCCUUUGCAAUACCCUGUAUUGUUUCCAUUUGGGACGCAUGACAAUUAUGUCAAAAUUGAAUCAGGGAGAUUAAGGUGGAUUAAAGAGCACCAAAGUGAUAUACGUUCUGAAUUGUACCAAGGUUUACAUGAUGCUUUGCAUGUUGGUGAAACUAAUGCAGAGAACAUUGGAAAAAGAACAAUAUUGCCAUCAUCAUUUAUUGGCAGUCGUCGAGACAUGACACAACGUUAUGAAAAUGGCAUGGCUAUUGUUCUUAAUGGCGAUUUGCUAACAAGAAUAUUUCGUUCGAAAUUUGAGAAAUUGAAGGAUGAUGUUAUUAAUAAAGGAGUCUUGGGUAAACUUAAAAGCUACAUGUAUGUCACUGAAUUUCAAAAGCGAGGACUGCCGCAUGUGCAUAUGUUAUUGGUCUUAGAAAGUAACGAUAAGUUGCGUGACCCAAAAGAUUAUGAUAGUAUUUUCUUGGAUGAAACACGUCAAGGCACUGACUCAUAUCCCGAGUAUAGGAGAAGGUUUGAUGAGUUUGUAUCGUUAGGUAUAGAUAGGUCUGUCGAUAAUAUAUGGGUGGUUCCUUAUAACCCUUGGUUACUAUUAAAGUAUGACUGUCACAUCAAUGUAGAGAUUUGCAGUAGCAUUAAAAGUAUCAAGUAUCUAUACAAAUAUGUGUACAAGGGCCCUGAUCGUGUGGCUAUGGAGGUUCAUAAAGGAUCAUACAUGGAUGAAGUUCAGCAAUAUGUUGAUGCAAGAUGGAUUUGUGCUCCCGAGGCAUUAUGGAAAAUGUUUCGAUUCACUCUUUAUCGAUUAUAUCCUUCGGUUGAAAGAUUGCAGAUCCACUUGCCGAACCGCCAUCAAGUGCGCUUUUAUGAUCAUCAGCAAAUUGCAGAUGUGUUAAAUAAUGAACGCAACUCCAAAACAAUGCUCACACAAUUCUUUGCAUUGAAUCUACAAGAUCCACAAGCAAGAAAGUAUCUGUAUAGAGAGAUUCCAGAGCAUUAUUGUUGGAACAAGUGGGAUAUGGAAUGGCAUCGUAGGCGAUCAACAAGAAAAGUUAUCGGGAGAAUCUAUACGGUAUCACCUUCGGAGGGAGAUAAGUUUUACUUGCAACUGUUGUUAUCGCAUGUCAUAGGUCCAACCAGUUGGGAAUAUCUUCUUACAAAUAAUGGCAUGACUUUCAGUACAUUCAAAAAAUCAGCCGAGGAUAGGGGAUUUCUAGAGACUGAUCAUAGUAUUCGUGAUUGUUUGGUUGAGACUACGAGUAUCCGAAUGCCAUAUGCUUUACGAAGGUUAUUCGUGACGAUUUUAAUAUUUUGUGAACCUACUGAUGUUAGAGGCCUUUGGAAUGAGUUUUUUACACAUAUGGUAGAGGAUUAUCAAACAGCUAACAAUGUUGUGGAAUCAAACUUAACUAAUAUGUUGUUGAAGGACUUGAAUGAACUCUUAAACCUGCACGGUAAAAAGAUUGAUGAUUAUGAUCUCCCAUCUUUACCCCCUAAUACAAUAGACAGAGGUGAAGUUCCAAGUAUCAUACAAGAGGAGUUAGCGAUUGAUAUCCCCAAUGAAGAUAUUGAAUCUAUUGCUAAGUUAAAUAAUGAUCAAAUGAUUGCAUUCAACACCAUUAUGAAUGUAAUUGUUCAAAAACACAGUGGGGUAUUUUUUGUUGAUGGUCCGGGAGGAACAAGUAAAACAUUCCUUUAUAGAACAUUAAUGGCAAGUUUAAGAAGUAAAGGAGAAAUUGUCUUAGCAACUGCAUCAUCUGGUAUAGCUGCAACAUUGUUACCCGAUGGUAGGACUGCACACUCUCGAUUUAAGAUACCUAUUGAUAUUCAACCGAGUUCCAUUUGUGGUAUUGAAAAGCAAAAGGAUCUUGCAAAUCUCAUUAGAGUUGCUGCCGCAAUAAUUUGGGAUGAAGCACCAAUGACAAACAAAAAUUAUUUGGAAGCCUUAGAUCGAUCAUUACAAGACAUUUGUAGCAACAGUGCUCCAUUUGGUGGAAAAGUUCUGAUCAUGGGGGGGGAUUUUCGUCAAGUUCUUCCUGUUCUAAGAAAAGGUACUAAGGCACAAAUGAUUUCAGCGUGUAUUGUUCAGUCUCAUUUAUGGAAUCAUACCAAGAUUUUGCAUUUGCGUCAAAAUAUGCGAUCAUUGCAUGAUCAAGAGUUUGCAGAAUUUCUUAUUCGCAUUGGUGAUGGUGUCGAACCUACCAAACCAGAUGACAUGGUGAGGUUACCUUUACAUAUUGCAAUCCCAUGGGAAGGUGAACAUUCCAUACAAGUACUUAUCCAACAUAUUUUUCCUGAUCUAGAAUUGCAUGGUUGGGAUGCCCCAUAUAUGGUACAAAGAGCUAUUUUGACACCAACAAAUGAUGAUGUCCAGAAAUUGAAUGAUAUGAUUAUCGAUCAGUUUCCAGGAGAAGAACAUAAUUUGUUAUCGUUUGACGAGGUUGAAGGAGAUAAUCAUAAUUUAUACCAGCAAGAAUUCUUAAACUCAAUUGCACAAGGUAGUUUGCCACCUCAUAUUCUAAAGAUAAAAAAGGGUGCACCAUUGAUGUUGUUACGAAAUCUAGAUCCUAGAUAUGGAUUGUGUAAUGGGACCCGGUUAUUAUGUCGUGGUUUAUUUAUGAAUAUGUUGGAUGUGGAAAUCCUGACAGGAAGCAAUGCAGGAAAACGUGCUUUUUUUAGAAAGCAGUUUCCUGUGCGACUAAGUUUUGCAAUUACAAUAAAUAAAUCACAACGACAAACCAUUCCAAAUGUUGGAAUAUAUCUUCCACGACAUGUUUUUAGUCAUGGACAGUUAUAUGUGGCUUUAUCCAGGGGUGUUUCACAGACUACAACAAGAGUUUUAACCAGGGAAGGAAAAUUGAAAGGAGAAGAUGCCAAACUAGAACACGAUGAAAUCUUCCAAUUAUGUAGGGAGUUGAGACGAAAGAAUGUUGAAACUUGCUUCGACAUGAAAAUAACAGACUUUGAAGAUAAAUGGAACACGUGGAAGGAUGAACAAAGUAUUUCAUCCAUCGGCAAACUCGACAAUAAGUUUUUUAAAUCUCAAGAGCGCAUUGAUAAAGGGAUGUACGAAGAAUUGAUUCGAAUCUUUAUAAGGGAAAAAGAAAAUACUUCGAAUAGAGAUUUCAUGUUCGGCAUUCCUCUUAAAGAACGUCAUUGA
This is a messenger RNA of Lathyrus oleraceus (garden pea), 3456 nucleotides long. RefSeq lists its product as uncharacterized. The transcript has 10 exons. Gene Ontology annotation, molecular function: DNA helicase activity. NCBI's taxonomy places the organism in Eukaryota, Viridiplantae, Streptophyta, Magnoliopsida, Fabales, Fabaceae. Gene Ontology annotation, biological process: telomere maintenance; DNA repair. Bases 1 to 3456 code for a protein of 1151 amino acids. The record is from RefSeq and is a predicted model, not a curated record.